AUGACGUUGCGCACGCCGUCGCCAAGCAGCCUCUAUGGCUUGGUGGACAUGGGCAGCAAUGGCAUCCGGUUCUCCAUCACCGACCUCUCGCCUGCCACGGCCCGGUCUCUGCCCACCGUCUACCAGGACCGCGAGGGCAUCUCGCUCUUCGACGCCCAGUACUCGUCGGGCGGCGUCCGGGGCCCCAUCCCCCAGGAGACCAUCGACGCCGUGCUGUCGUCGCUGACCAAGUUCAAAACGGCGUGUGCCGACUUUGGCGUGCCCGAGCCCAACAUCCGCGUGCUGGCCACCGAAGCCACGCGCACAGCGGAGAACUCGGUCGACUUUCGCCAGCAGAUCAAGGACGCCACCGGGUGGGAGGUCGACAUGCUGCCCAAGGAGGCCGAGGGCACCAUCGGCGCCAUGGGCGUGGCCAGCAGCUUUGCGGAGGUCGAGGGGCUGGUCAUGGAUCUGGGCGGAGGAAGCACGCAAAUCACCUGGAUGAUCGCCAAAGAUGGCCACGUCCAGACCAGCCCCAAGGGCAGCAUCUCGUUCCCCUACGGCGCGGCCGCCAUGACGCGACGACUGCGAGAACUCUCCCUUGCUCCCGACCAACACCAGCACACGUCCCCCGGCGUCCAGCAGUCAGCAUCAUCACCCCAACAACAACAGCAGCAGCAACAGGAACUCCUGGCCGAGGAGAUGAAGGCGCAGUUCCGCCAGGCCUACGACGACCUAGCCGUCCCUGAGUCACUCCGCCACAAGGCCCAGCACGGCGGCCUGACGCUGUACCUCUCCGGCGGCGGGUUCCGCGGCUGGGGCUACCUGCUCAUGUCGCAGCACAGCCGGGUGUCGCCGUACCCGAUCCCCAUCAUCAACGGGUUCAGCGUCACCAAGCGCGAGUUCCAGCAGACGGGCGCCCUCACGGCCGUGGCCGCGGCGGCCGCGGCGGCGGGGGAAUCGAUCUUUCGCAUCUCCGCGCGCCGCGCCGCGCAGGUCCCCGCCGUCGCCUUCCUGGUCCACGUCCUCGUCGACGCCCUGCCCAUGAUCCAGCACGUGCGCUUCUGCCAGGGCGGCGUGCGCGAGGGCUUCCUGUUCGACACGCUCGACGCCCCCACGCGCGCCCUCGACCCCCUGCCCGCCGCGACCGCGCCGUACGGCACGUCAUCCGCCGCCGACCUCGCCGCGCUGCUGUGGGCCGGGCUGCCCGGGGCGAACCACCUGGACCGCUCCCUCCCGGCGUCCUUCACGCCGUCCCUCGUCCGCGCCGUCGCCGACAUGAUGUACCUGCACCUGCCGCUGCCCAAGGAGACGCGCUCGCUCGCCGCCCUGCACGCCCCCAUCACCGGCGUGCUGACCGCUGCCCACGGCCUGGCGCACGCCGACCGCGCCAUCCUGGCCCUGACGCUCUGCGCGCGCUGGAACGUCGACCUCCCCCCACCGCACGACGCGCUGCACGCCCGCCUGCGCGCCGUGCUCACCCACCAGGAGGGUUUCUGGGCGAACUACCUCGGCGCGCUGGCCGGGCUGGUCGGCGCCGUGUACCCGGCCGGGCGCAUUGUCGGGGGGAAGGACCGUCUCAAACUCGCCGCGCGCUGGGCCCCGGGCCUCGGCAAGAAAGGCCUCAGCCAGGGCGUCGUGCUCGUCGUCCAGUGCCCCCGCCAGGAGAAGGGCGGGGACCCCAUGACCGCGCCCGCGGCCCUGAACCCGUUGCUCCACGAGAUCGAAAAGGUCGGCAAGAAGAAGAACCGCGUCGGCGGCGAGCAUGGCUUUGGCGUCCCCGUGGAGGUCGAGGUGGAGAGGGUGUUGGAUUGA
Fonsecaea erecta is the source of this 1794-nucleotide messenger RNA. RefSeq lists its product as hypothetical. Lineage: Eukaryota; Fungi; Ascomycota; Eurotiomycetes; Chaetothyriales; Herpotrichiellaceae. The record is from RefSeq and is a predicted model, not a curated record. The transcript has 3 exons. Bases 1 to 1794 code for a protein of 597 amino acids. Gene Ontology annotation, biological process: regulation of transcription by RNA polymerase II.